This is a messenger RNA of Acomys russatus (golden spiny mouse), 1527 nucleotides long. It is a transcript of the gene Znf174, whose product is annotated as zinc finger protein 174. NCBI's taxonomy places the organism in Eukaryota, Metazoa, Chordata, Mammalia, Rodentia, Muridae. The transcript has 3 exons. The record is from RefSeq and is a predicted model, not a curated record. Bases 267 to 1484 code for a protein of 405 amino acids.
CUGCAGUGCCCUCUGGAAUAGUAUGACUUUUCGCCUUAAAAACGGACGAAAAGGCCAACUCCUCCCACUGCCAGGAACUAUCUUGUCUUCAGAGUCUGGGAUAAAGGCUAGCAAAUGAGAAAGCUGUGUUUUUGCGGUCCUUCCCUAACACUUCCAGAGGACCUUCAUUCUUGCCAUUUUUCUAGUCUCCAGAUUUCUCUAGAGCAAUGACCCAGAAGACUUUAUCAGUUUACGAUUAGAGUGACAUUGUUCCCUGAGCCCCCGAAAUGGCAGCUAAAAUGGAGAUAACUUUGAGUACCUACCCUGAGGAUUCUGACAAGCAGGAGAGACAUAUAAUAAUGACGCUCGAAGAGAAACGUGGGUCCCCUCAGCAAAAAGCCUGUCCUGAUCCUGAGCUUUCCCGCCAGAGCUUCCGACACUUUUCUUAUCAAGAAGUGUCUGGACCCCAGGAAGCGCUCUCCCGCCUUCGACAGCUCUGCACACAAUGGCUGCAGCCUGAACUACACACCAAAGAGCAAAUGCUGGAGCUCCUAGUGAUGGAGCAGUUUCUGGUCGUCCUACCUCCAGAGAUCCAGGCUCAGGUCUGGCCUCGAUAUCCGAUGAGCAAUAGGGAGAUUGUGACUCUGGUGGAAGAUUUGCACAGAGCAUCCAAAAGACCAAAGCAGUGGGUGACCGUUUGCAUGCAAGGGCAAAAGGUGCUCCUGGAGAAAACAGGAGCUCAGCUUAUAGAACAAGAACCUCGAGACUUUCAGCCCCAAACUCCUAGCAGAGAUACUCAAGAGAACUCUCUGGAUGGGCGAGGAGCUCAUGACCGGCUGAGUCCCCAUCACUGGGAAAAAUUACUCCUCCUUCAGGACCCAGUGCCCAGAUUGACUGAGACAGAGGCCUCCAGAAUGAGAAGUGACAACAAGGAGAAUCCGAAGCAGGAGGGAGCAAAAGGAGCAAGGCCGUUUGAGGUGUCACCCGGAAGAGCUAAAGGGAAUACUUUGCAUGGCCCUGAGCCAAGAGGGAUGACCAGGAGUGAAGGCCGGUUGUCAGGGUGGCAGGGCAGCCCCUCACGUGCUCAGGCGCCACUCGCUCACUACCAGAGACACUGCAGAGACCUGGACUCUAUCAGCAACCCCCUCAGGGGUCCCCCACUGAGAGAGCUAAAGAAAAGCGGAGGAGGCGAAAGAAGCCUGAGCAGCCUUCUGCACCGCCUUAGUCACCAGGCAGCCCACUCAGCCAGGAAACCCUAUAGAUGCGAUGACUGUGGGAAAAGCUUCACGUGGAACUCGGAGCUGAAGCGGCAUAAGAGGGUGCACACAGGGGAGAGGCCCUACAUCUGUGGGGAGUGCGGGAACUGCUUUGGGAGGCAGUCAACUCUGAAACUGCACCAGAGGAUCCACACUGGGGAGAAACCAUACCAUUGCAGCCAGUGUGGGAAGAGCUUCCGCCAAAGCUCUAACCUCCACCAGCACCACAGGCUCCACCAUGGGGACUAAAGAGAUGCUGUGUGCGUCACAGCCCCAGAGGAGGGCUGCCAGU